Molecule: messenger RNA, 1327 nt
Organism: Homalodisca vitripennis (glassy-winged sharpshooter)
Lineage: Eukaryota; Metazoa; Arthropoda; Insecta; Hemiptera; Cicadellidae
Product: paired mesoderm homeobox protein 2-like
Exons: 5
Coding region: 282-965 (227 amino acids)
Biological process (GO): regulation of DNA-templated transcription
Molecular function (GO): DNA binding; DNA-binding transcription factor activity, RNA polymerase II-specific
Source: RefSeq, a predicted model, not a curated record
UGUGUGUCGUGUCUUAGUGUUCUUCAUCCUCCCAGUUCAUUAAUGUUCACACUUGUUCGCGCCUCCGUCCGUCAACAAUUAACAGCUGAUCUAAUAAACCGAUCACUUAAGUCUCGCGUCUUCUCUACUUACCCGACGCGUUUAAUGUCCCGUCUUACGAGGCUUAUGCUUUGGAGCUGCUGACUCAUAUUUCAACCUUCCGCCCGUUUUCACUGUCAGAAAACUAAGAUAUAACAGUUUUGUUUGUAUGUAUUUUUCUUCGGCCGACGAGCGAAGACGCGAUGCUGGACAUGUACUCCUCCGACUGCGUGUACGCCACGGCCGUCCCUGGGUCUCACAACGCUCGCAGGUUCUCCGUCACCUCUCUACUACAGCUCGACAGUCCCCAGACUGACAGGAGUGACGAAGAAGAGUUCGGCGUGGAGAGUGAAGACAGCAGGAGGAAAGGCAAACCCCGCCGCAACCGCACGACGUUCAGUAGCGGGCAGCUAGGUGCCCUAGAGAAGGUGUUCGAGAGGACGCACUACCCGGACGCCUUCGUGCGAGAGGAGCUAGCGCGGCGUGUGGGACUCAGCGAGGCCAGGGUGCAGGUUUGGUUCCAAAACAGGAGAGCUAAGUUUAGACGUAAUGAGAGGACAUUGGUGAGCCAGAGGAACACAGGACGGCCCGUGGAGACUCAGAGUGCGGAGCCCCGCUUAGCGGCCCGUCCGACAACUUCAGUGCUACCUAAUCCAGGUUUGCCCAGCCACACUGUGGAUUACUAUGGGUCCUGGAAGACGGCACCUCAGUACCAAGUGUUGUCCAGUCCUCCUGCACAUCCACCCCCAUGUGCUUUCCUCACAACCGGAUUACAGACUUCUGCAUACAGUCCACUGCCUAUCCAUGGUUCAUGUACAGUAUCUACAAGUAUAGCAAAUCUCCGUUUCCGGGCACACGAAUACACUCUCCACCCCUCACAUCUGUAGUUUUCCAUAGAUAUUAUCUAGUUUUAGUGUUAGAGAACUUUAAUACAUUAUUGAAUAUUUACAAAUAAGACAUUACAUUUAGAUACAAAAACCAAUGUAUAAAUAUUAAAGUUAAUGUAAUUUUAUUCCCUUGAGUGCAAACAUUGUGUAGUAUAAGGUAGCUCUAUGAACCAGUGCAAAUAAAUUGUUGUUCAUUUUUAAUAUUGAAACAUUCUUACCAAGGGUAAUUUUAAGAACAGUCAUGUAUUUUGAUAUCUUUAAAAACUAUGCAAAAGUAAACUUGUUUAUUUUUAUGAAUUGGAAAAUUACUAAGCACUUAGAAAUAUGUAAAUGAAAUGAAAUGAAAAAUGUCUUUAUUAGAG